UGUGUAUGAACCUUACGUCAAGUUGUUGCAUUUUCGUUACAGAUAGUGGAAUAACUAGAAGUAUUAAUGUUUGCAUAUCUUCCUAAGGCUACAAGAUUAUCACAUAACGUGUCUUCAUGUUACAGCCGCUGUGUGUAUGGGGUUCCGUUCCAGAUGUAUCCGACACCCCUAUAUUCUCAUGCGGGACGAGGUCCCUUCAUCGACGUCUACGAGCCAGCAGAGGAUUCAUUUCUGCUCAUUGAUGCUUUGGAGCAAGACGCUGAGAAGCUGAAACAGAUGAGCCCCACUGUUUGUCUGGAGGUAGGCAGCGGCUCUGGGGUGGUGUCUGCCUUCCUGGCAUCGGUAGUUGGACCUGCGUCUCUAUACAUUUGUACUGAUGUGAACCCUGCAGCAGCCCAGUGCACCAUGGAAACCUCCCGCUGUAACAAAGUCUGUCUACAACCUGUAAUCACUGAUUUGGUGGACACUCUCUUGCCAAGGCUGAGUGGAAAAGUUGACGUUCUAUUGUUCAACCCUCCCUAUGUAGUUACCCCCCCUGAGGAGGUUGGCAGCCGAGGCAUUGAGGCUGCCUGGGCUGGUGGUGACCGGGGCAGGGAGGUCAUGGACAGGGUUUUCCCCCUCGUUCCUCAGCUUCUAUCUAAAAAGGGUCUAUUUUACCUCGUCAAUGUGGCAGAGAAUAACCCAGAGGAAAUCAUCAGUGUGCUGGCAGAGGCUGGCCUGCAGGGGGCGUCCUGUCUGUCUAGAAGAGCUGGGAGAGAGAGCCUCUCUGUGCUACGCUUCCAUACGUGACCAUGGCCUUGGGCUCCACACCCCACUCCUUCAAACCGAGCCGCAACAGGAUAAGUGUGGCGGGCUGGACCACUGAAUGUUGUGUUCAGAAUUUAGAAGUCUGUCAAUGUGGCCGUGACUCCCAAGGUUAUCUUGCACUCCCAAGGUUA
Molecule: messenger RNA, 938 nt
Organism: Osmerus eperlanus (European smelt)
Lineage: Eukaryota; Metazoa; Chordata; Actinopteri; Osmeriformes; Osmeridae
Gene: hemk2
Product: N-6 adenine-specific DNA methyltransferase 1
Exons: 6
Coding region: 67-789 (240 amino acids)
Biological process (GO): methylation
Cellular component (GO): eRF1 methyltransferase complex
Molecular function (GO): protein methyltransferase activity; nucleic acid binding; S-adenosylmethionine-dependent methyltransferase activity
Source: RefSeq, a predicted model, not a curated record